This is a messenger RNA of Adineta ricciae, 1881 nucleotides long. NCBI's taxonomy places the organism in Eukaryota, Metazoa, Rotifera, Eurotatoria, Adinetida, Adinetidae. The record is from the annotation of a GenBank genome assembly.
AUGGCUUUUCGUCGACCUCGUGUUAAUGUUAAACCAAAUGUGCCUGCAGUACGACCAGCAAGCAGUAUUGCGCGACCACAAGACACAUCCGCUGCUGCACCAGCAUCAGCACCAGCCCCAGCCCCACCGCAAGAAGAUCAGAUUGUCGAGCAGGUUGAAACGGUUUCGACUCCACCGACAAUCAAAGAGUCUCUUCCCGACGUCGUUGAAGAAACAAAUGAAACGCCAGCACUACCUACACCUCUACCGCCUCCAUCUGAUUCAGUUCCAACCGAACCACCCGCUGUACCUAUUUCUGUUCCAACUACUCCAUCCUCUCCACCUCCCCCUGCUCCUCCUACUUCUACACCGGCUUCAAGACUGAUAUUUCGAAAGAGAAUAGCGCCAAAUAUUGGCGUAAAGUCUGUCAUACAUAAUCGCCGUGCAUCUGCUAGUUGUUCAGGUACAGAAAGUGAAAGUGAAUCAGUUCGUCAAAAACAUUCAACAGCAUCUUCAAUCACCUACACACGAAUCGUUCCACCAACCUCGAAAACAAUUGUUGAAAACGAACCUCAACUAAAUUCUACGUCAGAUACUCCAGCCAACGAAGAUGUUAGCAAUUCGACCAAACCUGAAGCAAUGAUGACAGACUCUCCCGAAAUUCAGCCACCAGUUAUCGAUAACAGUCAAUAUCAAGUACCGUCUCUGCCGACUAGAAUGAAUACUAGAAUUAGCCGUGAAUAUAUAAGUCAGCACAUUACAUAUCGAGCACAACGACUCGCGGGAAAAGUCGAACCUGAAAUGACUAUACGAAAACGUCGUGCAGCAACGCUCGAAAAAUUGGACGAAACCGGUACUAACAAAGGCACUCCAGUAGAUACAUCAAAAUUAAAAAUUGCUGACUUUGUUCACUACAAUCCUGUUGACAAUCCCAUGGAAGUCAAACAGAAAUCAACAGUCGACACUUCCAUCGAUCCUGUUCGAAAACAUAGUUUUUCAAGCACAGAUGGACAGAAUUCGAGUUUAGCUCCACAGUUGAAAAUCGAUGCUAAUGGAGUUUUAGUUGUUGAUGAAGAAAGCUUAUACAUUCGAAAUAUGGAGGACACUCCUCGAAACACAGUGAUUGUCGAAGGACAAUUCAAUGAUGAUAAUUUAACGCAUCAAAGUUAUCGUAAGAUCGGACGACGAAAACGUUGGAGUACUCGGGAUACAUUGCGUUUUUAUCAAGCACUACGAAUGUGUGGAACUGAUUUUACGUUAAUCGCACGUGUUUUUCCCAAUCGCGAUCGAGAUGAUAUCAAACGAAAAUUCAAAACCGAAGAUAAAGCAAAUCGAACAUUGAUUGAUUCAGCUUUGAAUCAACGCGUUCCAUUCGAUCUAACAUGCUUUUUUUCUCCAUCGGAAGAAUCGUCCGAUGACGAAAAUGGUGAUAUGAACGAUAAUCGAACGAAAAAGGGACGAAAAGGACGAUUAAUCAAACGAAAAUCUAAACAAACAUCAUCAUCAUCUGAUCCAUUAGAAAUCAAUCGACGUCGAGAGAGACGAUUACAAUCAAAAAAGAACAGUACUCGUGUAAAGAAAAGUGCCGAGUUCGUCGAUGACGAAGAUGAGGAUGAAAACGAGGAUGAAGGUUCCAUGGACGUCGCUGAUACAGUUGAAGUCUCCACAACACAACCGAUUUCCAAAAUGGAACACACAAUUCCUCCAACGGAAACCGAAGAAGAUGCAACUGAUAAUUCGUCGACUAAUAUGGCUGAAUUAGAAGAUCUUCUCGGUCGAAUCGACGGUGGUCAUUUAUUAUUUGUGCAUAAUACCGAUGAGACAACUGGUCUUGAUCGAAUCGAUGUACAUGUCGUCAUGCCAAAUACAAUUGAGAAUAAUCCUUCCGAGCAGUCGAUCUAG